This is a messenger RNA of Peronospora belbahrii, 1827 nucleotides long. NCBI's taxonomy places the organism in Eukaryota, Oomycota, Peronosporomycetes, Peronosporales, Peronosporaceae. The record is from the annotation of a GenBank genome assembly.
AUGGGUCGUCCACGUAUAUGGCGGAAUGACCGCUUUUGGCUUGCUGUUGAUCAUACUGUCGAUCCACGUGUAAACCACCAGCCACGUCAGCAAAUGAUGAUCAAAGCAUCGGAAGAUUUUGCCAAGGAGGCACAACUGACGAAUUUUCAACCACCCAAUACAACGAUUCUACAUACAGAAUUCUAUCGUCAACGUGCCCAACCUGAUGUUGUCAUGCCUCUUGUGACGGGAGAGACGUGGAUUAAGGUGCCUGAGACGGUCUUGAUUGAGUUUGUUGGCACGCCUCCUAUUGGAAUGGGUGGUAAGGAUGUCAUGCUCUAUACGUUGGGCCAGCUUAAGUGCAACACUGUGGCUAUUGGCCGUUGUGUGGAGUGGGGUGGCAAUAUUUCGGCCCUCUCAUGCGAUGCUCGUUUUGCUAUUAGUAAUAUGACGGCUGAGUUUGGCGGUAUUGCUGGUGUUUUUCCUGCCGAUGAGUGCACUGCUGCGUAUAUUUCUAAGCGCCCGGACCAUAACCAGGACGCAUUGUACUUUCGUGCUGACAAGGACGCUGAGUACGCUGAGAAGUUCCAGAUCAAUUUGGACAACCUUGAGCCUCAAGUGGCUCUGUUCCCAUCGCCAGACAAUGUCAAGCCCGUGUCAGACGUUGUGGGUAUGAAACUUGACGGCUGCUUUAUUGGUGCUUGUACUACUGCGGAGGAGGACCUGGUUCUUGGCGCUCUUGUGCUCGAGGCCUGCCUGAAUCAAGGCAUGAAGCCAGUAGCUCAUGGCCAGCGUCGAGUGACUCCUGGUAGUCAGAUCAUUGUAAACAAUUUAAAGAAGCACGGGUUGAUCGACGUGUACGAGAAGGCUGGCUUCGUUGUCGGUGCUCCAGGCUGCAGCUUCUGCCUAGGUAUUGCUGCCGAUGUUGCUGGGGAGAACGAGGUUUGGCUUAGCAGUCAAAACCGGAACUAUCGCAACCGUAUGGGCAAGGGCUCUAUUGCUAACCUUGCUUCAGCCAUUACGGUUGCUGCUUCCAGUUUUGCAAUGGAGGUGACGGAUCCAACCCCUUUCCUCAAGCUAAUUGACGUUGAAAAGUUCAAGUCGGCUGUGCCCAAGCAGCCCACGGUAUCCAUUGCAAUUGCUGAUGCGAAUCCGGAGAUAUCAGACUCUUCGGCUGAAGCCAAUGGCAAAGCUGAUGCUGAGGAUGCUGCUUCUCUGGCAACGUUUUCAGGCUCUAUCAAUGGCCGCGUUCAGGUCUUUGGUGAUAACAUUGACACCGAUGCGAUUCUACCGGGCGAAUUCCUGUGCGAGAACGACGUUGAGGCGUUGGGUAAGGUCGCUUUCCUGCACACAAACCCGGACUUUCGUGAGAAGGUGAAGCAGGGUCAAAACAUUGUUGUUGCGGGUCAUGGUUUUGGCUGUGGUUCAUCACGCGAGCAGGCUGUGACUGCCAUGAAGGGCGCUGGUGUGAAAGCUUUGAUUGCUCGCUCAUUUGGAUACAUUUUUUCGCGUAAUUACCAGAAUUUUAGUCUGGUAGGCAUCCAGCUUGACGACGACCGCUUUUAUGAGCUGGCCAAGGAGAACGUUGAUAUCACUGUGAACAUGACUGGGCGCACGAUUGAGGUGGGCGGAGAGACAUUUCGCUUUAAUAUGUCGCUCUUUGAGGAGCGUCUGCUUGCUGGAGGAGGUAUAAUGCCAUUGUACAAGAAGUUUGGCAAUCGUCUCUUCCGUGUGGCAGUGCAAAACCCUGUGACCAGCAAGGGCAGCUGUGGUAGCAGUGAUUGCUCGAGUAAACAGACGACUCCUGCGUCAGCAGUAGCAGACGCUUCAAAGGAUCUUUCGUGGUAA